AUGCCGGAAAAGAUUCCACCGGUUGCGGUGGCCCAGUCGUCGUUUGAUGUGCAGAAGAAGUCUCGAGGUUGCCGCCCCAAGCCUGCGCUCAUCAUAGCCCUCGGAUUUCUCGCCGCCACAUCUGUCUGGCAUGGGUUCCAACGCCAAAGGUACGGGCCAGGCGGCUUCGGACCGGUGGGUAGCGACGGCAAGCACCUGUCGUGGAGCUGGGAAGACGUCGAGCCGAGCCGUUCGUUGGCGUGGACCAAAUGCUACGACGUCUUCAAAUGCGCGAGACUUGAUAUGAAGGUGCCAAUGGACUGGCAAAGCCCUUCCGACGACGAGCGGGUGACACUAGGCAUUAUGAAGCUGCCGGCCAAGGCGACGACCGAUCGACUUCCGCCCGUAUUCGUGAACCCUGGUGGACCGGGUGGCUCUGGCAUCUACUUUAUGCAAAUCCUGGCUGCGCAGCUACAGAGGGUGGUUGGGGAGAAUCAGGACAUCAUCUCCUGGGACCCUCGAGGAGUCGGUGUUUCCACGCCCAGAGUCGAGUGCUGGGGAACAUCGCAGAAGCGGGAGCUGUGGUCGAUGCAGGACAAGGGCGUCAUUGACGAGCGUCCCGGUCUUAUCUACGAUACCUACUCCCGGGGCCUGGCCUAUUCCGGUGCUUGCGAAAGGGCACUCAACGACAGCGGCAUCCUUCUGCAUCUCAGCACGGCGUACCACGCUCGAGACAUGCUCGAAAUCCUCGACGGUACCGGACACCAAAAGCUUCGGUACUGGGGCUUCAGCUACGGCACCGCCCUCGGCGGCGCGUUUGCCGGCAUGUUUCCGGGUCGUGUGGAAAGGCUCGUCAGCGAUGGCAACGUCGAUUACAGAGAGUACUUUGGCACAGGGGCCCGCCACUACCUCGACGACGCAGACACCAUCUUCGACGCCUUCGACUCCGCAUGCCACGGCGCCGGGCCCAAGAAAUGCGCCCUUUGGGCAUCCACACCGGGCGCUAUCCAGAAGCGCCGUACCGACCUCCUCGAGAGGCUCAAAAGGCGACCCAUCAUUAUUCCGGCGCAGUCCCGCGAGUCCGGCCCGGAGAUGCCGGAGCAAGUCACGUAUACCAAGCUCCAGCGGAUGACGCAAGGCCUCGUGUACGCCCCGAUCUGGACCUUCAAAACCAUGGCGCAAGUCUACGCCGCCCUCGAGGCAGGCGAUGGACUGCCAUACUAUGACCUCGCCACGGCGAUGAAAAACAGUCCGGGAUCGGAGCUGCUGUGCGAGCGUACGGAUACGCCGGCGACGAGACCGCGAGAGACGCAGGAGGAGCAGGAUGCCUUCCCGGGAAUCAUGUGCUCCGACUCGGACGGGUCCAUGACGUCUCUCGGAGACUUUGAGCAGUUUGCCGAGACGUUGAGCGAGAGCAGUCGGUGGAUGGGUGCGGCCUUUGCCGACCUCGGCGCGGGCUGUGCGGGAAGAUCGAUCCGACCUAAGUGGCGUUUUACGAUCGACAUGAUCAAGCAGGAUACCGACUUUCCGAUCCUCUACAUCGGCAACUUGGCUGACAACGUCACGCCCCUGCAAAGCGCGCGCAAUAACUCGGCCCUCUUUCCCAGCUCGGUCGUAUUGACACAAAAGUCGUACGGCCACUGCUCGCUCGCCGCGCCAUCGACGUGCACUCUGAAGCUUGUGCGCGCCUAUUUUCAAAACGGCACGGUCCCGUCUCCAGGGACGGAGUGUGAGCAGGACUUUGACCUGUUCGAGUUGCCCACGCCAGAGGAGUUGGCCAUGAAAGCUGGGCAACAGGAUGCCUUGUCGACGGCAGCGUACGAACUAUCUCUGGGAGGUGAUUUUCUGAUGCACCGCUUCAGGGUUCGGCCGUCGUAA
Drechmeria coniospora is the source of this 1857-nucleotide messenger RNA. RefSeq lists its product as uncharacterized. The transcript has 9 exons. Lineage: Eukaryota; Fungi; Ascomycota; Sordariomycetes; Hypocreales; Ophiocordycipitaceae. Bases 1 to 1857 code for a protein of 618 amino acids. The record is from RefSeq and is a predicted model, not a curated record.